Messenger RNA from Melozone crissalis (California towhee), 2124 nucleotides. RefSeq names its product solute carrier family 26 member 2 (gene SLC26A2). Gene Ontology annotation, cellular component: membrane. Gene Ontology annotation, biological process: transmembrane transport. The transcript has 2 exons. Gene Ontology annotation, molecular function: chloride transmembrane transporter activity; bicarbonate transmembrane transporter activity; secondary active sulfate transmembrane transporter activity. The record is from RefSeq and is a predicted model, not a curated record. The coding region runs from base 1 to 2124 and encodes 707 amino acids. NCBI's taxonomy places the organism in Eukaryota, Metazoa, Chordata, Aves, Passeriformes, Passerellidae.
AUGACAGCGAUGACAGAGACCAACCAUAUCCAUGAAGUGAUGGAAGGGCCAGAAGGAGAUGAUGCCAAGUGCAGUUUCCAUCACACCAUGUUCCUGGAACCCCAAGAGAAGAAGAGGAACAUGAAGGCUCUGCUGGUUAAGCGAGCAAAAGAAACUUGCAGCUGCACCCCAGCCAAAAUUAAAGAUUGCGUUUUGGGGUUUUUCCCCAUCUUACAGUGGCUCCCUAAAUACAACUUCAGGGAGUACCUCCUGGGGGAUGUAAUGUCUGGUGUGAUCGUGGGGGUCCUGCUGGUCCCACAGUCCAUUGCCUACUCCCUCUUGGCCGGGCUGGAGCCCAUUUACGGCCUUUACACCUCCUUUUUCUCCUGCAUCAUUUACUGCAUCUUCGGCACCUCGCGCCACAUCUCCGUCAGCAUCUUCGGCGUGGUGUGCCUGAUGCUGGGCCAGGUGGUGGACAGGGAGGUGGAGAGGGCUGGCUACCAGCUGGAGCCAGCUGUGCCCAGCGCCCUGCCAGGCCCGGGGGGGCACGGGAACGGCACUGGGAACGGGACAGAGCCGCUCUGUGACAGCGGCUGCUACGCCAUGGCCGUGGCUGCCACCGUCACCUUCAUCUCGGGGGUGUACCAGGUGGCCAUGGGCUUCUUCCAGGUGGGCUUUGUCUCCGUGUACCUCUCGGAUUCUCUGCUCAGUGGGUUUGUCACAGGGGCCUCCAUCACCGUCCUGACCUCACAAGUCAAGUACCUGCUGGGCCUGGACAUCCCUCGCAGCGGGGGCGUGGGUUCCCUCAUCACCACCUGGAUAAACAUCUUCAGGAACAUCCACGCCACCAACAUCUGUGACCUCCUCACCAGCUUCUUGUGCUUCCUGGUGCUCGUCCCAGCCAAGGAGCUUAACGAGCGCUUCAAAUCCAAGCUCAAGGCUCCGGUUCCGGUGGAGCUCUUCGUGGUCGUGGCGGCCACUCUGGCAUCUCACUUUGGGAAGCUGAAGGAGAAUUAUGGCUCCAGCAUUUCAGGGCACAUCCCCACAGGGUUUCUGCCCCCGCGCCCUCCAGUGUGGACCCUGAUUCCCAGCGUGGCGCUGGAUGCCAUCCCCAUUGCCAUCAUUGGCUUUGCCAUCACCGUGUCCCUGUCGGAGAUGUUUGCCAAGAAGCACGGCUACUCCGUGAGGGCCAACCAGGAGAUGUACGCCAUUGGCUUCUGCAACAUCAUCCCCUCCUUCUUCCACUGCUUCACAACCAGCGCUGCUCUCGCCAAGACCCUGGUCAAGGAGUCCACGGGCUGCAGGACGCAGAUGUCCGGCAUGGUGACCAGCCUGGUGAUCCUCCUGGUCCUCCUCGUCAUCGCCCCUUUGUUCUACUCCCUGCAGAAAUGCGUCCUCGCCGUCAUCACCAUCGUCAACCUCCGCGGGGCCCUGCGCAAGUUCAGGGACCUGCCCAAGAUGUGGCACCUGAGCAGGGUGGACACGGUGAUCUGGGCGGUCACCAUGGCGGCCACGGCGCUGGUCAGCACCGAGAUCGGGCUCCUGGUGGGGGUUUGCUUCUCCAUGCUCUGCGUCAUCUUCCGCACCCAGCGCCCCGAGGCGCCGCUGCUGGGCUGGGUGGCCGAGUCGGAGACCUACGAGUCCCUGUCUGCCUACAAGAACCUACAGACCAAGCCUGGCGUGGUGGUGUUCCGCUUCGAGGCCCCCAUCUACUACAUCAACAAGGAGUGCUUCAAAUCCACCCUCUACAAGCAAACCGGGGUCAACCCCGCCUGGGUGAAGGCAGCCAGGAAGAAAGCAGAGAAAAGAAAGCUCAAGGAGAAGGAGGAGGGGUCUGGGGACAAGCAGAGCAGCAUCCCCAUGGAUUUGGGGUCGGAGCCGGUGGGGUUUCACACCAUCGUGAUCGACUGCUGUGCCGUGCAAUUCCUGGACACGGCCGGCAUCCGCACGCUCAAGGAGGUCUGCAAGGACUACGGGGACAUCGACGUCCACGUGCUGCUGGCCCAGUGCAGCCCUUCUGUCAGGAGCUCCCUGCUCCGAGGAGAGUUCUUCCAGGAGGGGGAGGACCAGCUGCUCUUCCACAGCGUGCACCAGGCCGUGGACUUUGCCCUGGGCACGCAGGGGCACGGCGCUCCGAAGAAAUAG